CUGAAUUAAAAAAUAUGGAAUCAAAUGUCAAAAAGGUUGUCAUGGGGAAUUACGAAAAUAAUUUUAUUUGAUCAUUUCUUUAAAAGUAUGCUGCUUUAGGCGGUCCACAGUAAGUGAUAUGCAUUAGAAUCACCCUAAAAGCUAAGUCUCAUUCAUCUUCAUCCAAUAUUUUCGAGUUUCUUUCUUGUCAGUAACAAUGGACAACUCAAUACAAACACUGGAGGCUGCCGCACAGAUGUUGAUGGCUCCACCUAAUUUGGUGUCAUCGGAACAACGGCACCAAGCCGAGAGUGUCUUUAUGGAGUUCCGAAGCACGAAGAAUCCAUACCAACUAUGUCGAGAGAUACUGGAGAAAUCAUCCUCUGACUAUGUGCUGUUUGAGGCUGCUGGGCUACUGAAGACUGCUCUCAUUAGAGAGUGGAGCCUCCUGACUGAAAGUGACAUUUCCUCACUAAGGGAAUACUUGCUGAAUUAUCUCAUGAGGAAAGAGACACCACCAUUUCUACGAGAGAAACUCUUACAAACUAUUGCCAUCAUCAUCAAACGAGGCAGCAUAGAUGAUGGGGGGAGGGAAAGAAAGGCUUUGCUUGGUGAAUUAGAAAAAAUAAUCAUUAGUUCUCCAAUAGGUCAGCAGAAGCUGGCAUGCUCCUUGAUCCUGGCCAUCAUGCAAGAGUAUGCCAUCACUGUGAAAUCUGCUGAUGUGGGCCUUAUAUGGGAAAUACAUUUCAGACUGAAGAAGUCAUUUGAAGCAAUGGACCUGAAAAGGAUUUUUAGGUUCACUGUUGGAGUCCUAGAGCAGAUUGUAAGAUCUGGCCACCGCCCUGAGGGUGAACAAGCCUUGCUUACAAAACAACUGUUAACUAUUGUUGAGACAGUGCUGUGUUGGGGCCAGGUCUCCCCACUGUUGCCGAAAAGACUGAUUGGUGUUUUUGAGGCAGUCUACGAGAGUGACACAGCCCCAGCUUUAAGGCUGAGUUUGAAUUGGAGAGACACAAUUUUGCAGCCAGAGGUCAUUGCCCUGUUCUUUGACAUUCACAUGUAUGUCAGAUCCAACCCUGACCUUGCUAACCCGUCUCUAACAUGUCUGGUGCAACUGGCUAGCUUGAGCGGCAUUGUGGUGUCUGACGCCAACUUGAAAAAGCAAUAUCUAGAGAAUUACGUAAAUAGCUUCCUGAACAUGAUGAGCAACAUUCAGCCAUUUGACAGAGAGAUGCUUGGGAUAUCUGAUAUUUACCGGAGACUCAUACAGUUCUUCUCCCCAUCCAUGGUGGCGGCACUGCCUCCAGCAUUUCUGCAGAACUUAACUUCAUUGACGUGUCAUUGUAUCAGAGGAUCUGUGAUUGAAGAAGUGGCUAAUGACGACACAGUAUGGAGAGAGUCCCUGAACAAAUUCCUGCACACAUGGAGCUCGCUGGUUCACGACACUGAGGGCUACUCUACUGAGGCGCUCCAGAACCCCUGCAUAGAGGUCUUCAACACCUACCUGCAGAGCAGAUUGGCACCACCUGAUGGGACUAGGGGCACAGAGAACAGCGAAGCUUCCUGCGACGACAUAAAGGACGACAUAGAAGAGGAUGAACGCAAGCAGCACAGCAAUGUGUUGCUGACUAUAGGCGCGGUGGCGAGGAAGGCGCCGGCGCACUGCUGUCAUGUGCUGUUCACUCUGCUGCAGGAUCGGAGCAAGAGGUUGGAGUCGCAGCUACAAUUGAUGCACAUGGGCAAGUUGCCAGUGAGCGGCGGAGAACAAUUAGUCAGCCUCUUCGAAGACUUGCACUGGAUUCUCAUGAUUACCGGCCACUUCAUAGCGAUAGACUGCACGGAGGGCGAGACGGUGAUGAUCCCUCCGGAGAUCAUCCACUACAGUCUCGUAGAGAACUGCAGCAUCGACGCGUCACUCAAGUAUCUGGUGGGCGAGACCACUUCGACGGAGAAUGUCGAUCCCAUCAUCAAGAUACUAGGCGAGAUUCUCCGAGUAAGCGCUUGGGAGUGCGCCGCGCUAGAAGCGGGCCUGAGCUCGGUGUUCAGCCCGGAAUUGUCGGCGACCAUGUCGUGGCUGCUGAAGAUCUGGGCCAACUCGUACCUGAUGCUGCAGCCGAACUUGUACUCUGAGAUGUCAGCAGUGCUCGAGUGUGCCUGGGGCCGGCAGUCCAUGGGCGUGGCGUGGGGCGUGUCCCGCCUCGUGGCGCGCGCCGGCUCGUGCCUGCGCCAUCUGAGCGCACAGCCCGCCGCCGCCACACAAGCCAUGCAGUUAUUGACUACUCUAGCUUCUAUACAGUGCAAACAAAACCCCAUAGCGAGUUGCGAAGAGUUCCUGGCUCUGGUGGCGUGGGAGGCGGCGGGGAGCAACCUGCCCGGCGAACAGAGGAAAGAGCUGCAUAGAGCCUUCGCUAUAGCCGCUACAUAUGCUGAGGGCGAUGUGCGCAACCGACUUAUCCAGGGUACCGUGGCGUUGAAGGAGAAACUGAUGAACAUCAUCAACAUGGACUCCGACACGGAACCCGUCAGGAAUAUGCUGGCUGACACGUUGGACUGCUUUAUAGGAGUCACUGAAGGUGUUCACGAGGUGGGCACAAUGGACGAGCAGCUAGCCAUCCUACUCUCAGUACUCCAAUGUGUGCCGCGCAUAGUGUACCGCUACCACAACUACAGCGGCGUCGUGCUGCCGGCGCUCGCACUGCUGGCCAAGAACGCCAAGAGGAUGCUGCACUCCACCCUGCACACCAACAAGACCGAAUACCUCGAAGUUUGCAACACAACAUUUGAAGUGUACGUGAGAUGGAACUCCGGCAAAAUAUCCAGCAUCCCACAAGACGCGGAAGAGGAAGCUUAUGAGGACAUAUGCGCCCUAAUGGAGGUAAUCUGCAGCAUCGCCCGCUGCGGCGUCGACGCUCAGGCCGGCGGGAGUUGCGCCACCGGAGUGAGGCUGGUGCUGCCCCUCAUCACCACACAGUUACUGGCACUGCCGAGACUGGCGCAUAUAGCUUACCGGAUGCUGAGGGACCUUGUGGCUGCUGAUCAGAUAACCAACCUCCCGAUAGAAGAUUUCAACAUGGUGGUAAACGCUCUACGCGUCGGCCUGACAGCUGUUUCCUGCGAUGUGUCUACUCUGUGUUGCGACACCAUCGUGGGCCUGUCCACCAAAGCCAGGACUCUGGGAGACGACAACCCAUACGCUAUAUCACUUCUCACAUUAGCUGAACUACUACUGAUGUUGAUAAUAAAGAUGGAAAUACCGCCGGAUUCCAUACCAGCGGCCGGUGCCGCCAUUUAUGCGCUGACUUGUGUGAAACCAGCACUUUUAGAAGGCUUAGCGCGACAAUUGAUUGAAGCUUUUGCCGUCAAUGACCCCGCUAAUGUCCCCAGACUAGAGGAAGCCUUUGGAAUACUAACUAAUGGGGUACUUUUCGACGGACUCAGACCACACAAGAUACGCUUCCAAGAUAACUUCGACAAAUUCCUGGCAAGCGUACACGGCUUUCUUAUUGUCAAGUAAUGUGUAUUCUUAUUAAUAUUAACGGUAUUGUUUGCCUGUCAGUUUAUUCUGAUAUUGUUUGGAGAGCAAUGAGUCAAAUUGAUCUGAAACGAACUGAAUGUGAACCAAAAAGAGCUAAGACUUGAACGGUUUUUCUUUGACAUUUGGAAUGUUUGAGGUUGAAUUGGUCCCUCCUAGGGCUGUGUAUUUUAUAUUUAGGUACAUAAGAGAGUAUAUCUUAGGUGCCAUGAUUGGUAGAUCGCCGCCCAUUGUUUCGGUUGCUUUUUAUUAUAAUCUUUGUGGCCUAAAUUUUUACAGGGUGCUGAGUGACUCCAAUAUUACUAUUAUCUAUCGAUCGCAAUAUAUUAUUAAUGGUUACGUUAAAUUUUAUUGAUGACAGUGAUUUUGAAAUGAGUAUGUUUAUUUCAGUUUGACAUUAAAAUUAUGUAUACCCUGGCAAAUAAGUGUAGAAUAUGGAAAUGGAAACCCAACAGUUAUUUUCUACCUUUGUUUUAGUGCAAAUAUAUUUAGAGAUCAGUAGCUUAUUUUGACAUUAUCUAAUAUCAGAGAGUGUUUGAAAAAUUGCCAAAUUCAUCCUUUUUAGUUUUUCCACCUAUUUGCCAGGCUGUAAUUUAGUAUUAAUAUUUGAAUAGCAGUCAUUUAAGAUUUAAGUUGUCCUAUUUUACGCGCUUGGUGAAUGAAAAUAUUUAUUUUCACAACGAAUAUUGGAGUGUUAUUCUAAUGGUGGUUGUGAAUGUGUAAAAUGAACAUAUGAAUCUGCGUAGUUUUACAAGAUCUUAGCUUUUAGAUUCAAAAGUACACUUAGUACUAGCUAGAAGGAAUUUAUUAUUGUGAUUCCUACUAUCUGAAUUUACUUAAAUAUUUACAAUCGAUGGGUUUCCACUCAAAAAUGUAUUGAGUAUUUUGAAAACUUAAACCUAUCAUUAAUUAGCUUUUAAAUAUUUUCUCUUUUACCUCCUGCAAAAAGAUGUUUUUCACAUUAUUAUCAAGACUUCACGAGCUAUAGCUAUUGCAACUUGUAAGUUGCCUUAUAUAAAUAAGUAAAAUUUACACUUGUAGUCAAAUCAUCAUAUUUGUCUUCUAUUUAGGUAAUGUAAUUGUACAUAAUGUACAUUUAUUAUAUUGAAUAAGACCUUGAUACCUUUUAAUUACUUAACUAAACGGUUAAGGUUUCAGAAGUUGUAUAAGGUUCACACGUUUUAAAUGUUUGCGUUUAUGUCAUAAAUAUUCUUGUUCCUGUUUUAAAAAUAAAUAAAUUAUGAUUUAAUCUAUAAGUUACUAUCUGUUAUUAAUUAUUAAGUAGACUUUUUUUACACAUCGCAUUUAUUUGUUCACACAUAAAAUUGGUUUAUGUUAGUAUUUUUUUACUUGCUGGUUUUACUUUUAUACACAAAAAACGUCCUGUUUUAUACAGCUAAUCUUCAUAUUGUAGUCAUGGUCGUAAUUAUUAACUUACAUAUUAAUACUUAAACCACCCUUAAAUGAAUGCCCGUUGCAAUUUUGUAAAUACUCAGCCAAUCUCAAAGCUAAUCGUACGAUAUUGUAUGUACAUGUGAAUGCAUACCUACUUCCUCUUUUCAAAUAAUUAUACUGUACAGUUUUCA
This is a messenger RNA of Plutella xylostella (diamondback moth), 5097 nucleotides long. Its product is annotated as exportin-4. The record is from RefSeq and is a predicted model, not a curated record. Lineage: Eukaryota; Metazoa; Arthropoda; Insecta; Lepidoptera; Plutellidae. Gene Ontology annotation, cellular component: nuclear pore; cytoplasm. Gene Ontology annotation, biological process: protein export from nucleus. Gene Ontology annotation, molecular function: small GTPase binding; nuclear export signal receptor activity.